GGACAGGGCUCCGGAUAUCAGAGGGAAAAGUGUCCCUGCCCCCGAAGUACGAUAGGCAUGUGAGGUUGCAACGUUGCCAAAAAAUGAGAACGACUUUUUGCAUAAAAAGGACGAAGAUCAUUUUUCCUUCAUCUGCUCCUGCAGACGCGAGGCGCAGCCCCGACUGCGGUGGCUUUUUGCACACCAACAAAUUUGCGCUCCUCCACGUUGAAAAUUUUACUCGGCGGGCAUGGGUAAGAAUGGGGCAAGGAGCGCUUUUCAGGAGGAUCCCGGGGGAGACAUCUUCAGCCUGUGGCACGAGGCCUGGUCGAAGAUCUAUCCUGUGCAAAAGUAAGUAUCGUACUCGUAUGGAAAUCAUGCAUUACAAAUCCUUUUCUUAAGGUCAAUCCGCAUUGCAAAUUUUAUUUCUCAUGCUGAGGAAAUUUGUCAUGCAUUUAUACGAGCGCGAUACUUUUGCAGUGCAUAAGAUCAACCGAAAGACGAAGAUGAUCGAAUCGGACAAGGUCCAAGCAUAUCAAAUGUAAAAAUGUCUGGGUCUGGAAGAUUGCAACUUGUGAUGCUGUCUCUGCAUUCUAAAAAAAUCUGUAUUGCAUGAUCAGGAAGAGGGGCCCAGUUUGUGCUACAUGGGGAGGGCAUUUCUCAUGCGGGAUAGGCAUCAGAAAGCCCGCUAAGAAUCUGUGAUGCCAGGUUAUCCAUUACAGGCACUAUGGGUCAUGUAAAAUCUGCAUGACAAGUCUGGCAUUUUUCCAGACCCAGACAUUUUUGCAUUUGAUAAAGCAUUGGCGGCUGCGUUCUGCGACGUAGACAAGAAAGAGGAGGCGGCCCAAGAAAGAGAGGGCAAUCUUGUGCGAG
Amoebophrya sp. A120 is the source of this 852-nucleotide messenger RNA. The record is from the annotation of a GenBank genome assembly. Lineage: Eukaryota; Dinophyceae; Syndiniales; Amoebophryaceae.